Orussus abietinus is the source of this 523-nucleotide messenger RNA. RefSeq lists its product as uncharacterized. The record is from RefSeq and is a predicted model, not a curated record. NCBI's taxonomy places the organism in Eukaryota, Metazoa, Arthropoda, Insecta, Hymenoptera, Orussidae. The coding region runs from base 56 to 523 and encodes 155 amino acids. The transcript is spliced from 4 exons.
GCACCUUUUUAAUUAUUGUGUGGUUUUGUAGCUGUGGAAUGUUUCGUCCACUGUCAUGACGAUCCUUGUUAGCAUGGGUGUUGUAAUCCUGUUGUUGGUUACGUUGCUGAUCUGCUAUGUCCUAAGGACCUGGCGGAGGAACACUCAGACCUGUGCAAGGUCCAUGAGAAUCCCGAUGAAAUAUCAGCGACACCUUGCAAGACGUGGCUCCAGACACACCCUCGAAGAAGAGGACCACUUGAUCGAACGCGAUUCAGAAUGCGAAAGCGCUUGUAGAUCCAAAAGAUUGAGGGAGAAAAGAAAGAGAAAUAGGAAGCUCGAACAGGGCAAAUCUCACGAGAGAGAGGAUGUCCGAAAGCUUCGUAGAAGUGACCACGAGGUUCGCAGGGUUUCACGAUACCUUUUGUGGUUAAAAGGCAUCGAGAGGAAAGUGACGAGUGUCGACAGGACAGAAGAUUCUCGAAUGAAGCAGCUUUACAAUCUCGUGCCACCUAUACCCCCACCAGACUUUGACGGCAGAUGA